Messenger RNA from Trichoderma virens Gv29-8, 708 nucleotides. RefSeq lists its product as uncharacterized. The coding region runs from base 1 to 708 and encodes 235 amino acids. NCBI's taxonomy places the organism in Eukaryota, Fungi, Ascomycota, Sordariomycetes, Hypocreales, Hypocreaceae. The record is from RefSeq and is a predicted model, not a curated record. The transcript has a single exon.
AUGUCUGCCACACCUUGCCUAGAAACGUACCAGGCCCUCCAAUCCAUCGACAAGCUGCGAGGGAUUGUCAACUGGGAAUCCUGGAAGCUCCUUGUCAUGGCCAAUGCGCGUGCCCUGCGGCUUGCUUCGCACAUUGACGGCUCUGCACAAAGAAACCCACGGAUGCCUCGCGCAAGGGAAGCCUACGCCAGUGCCGAGGCGUGUGCCCGCGUUCUUAUCUUGGGUUCGAUUGCUCCGGAGCUGCUGCUGCGGCUGUGCGAGCUCGGACUCCAGGAAAACGCCUCUGCUUCCGACCUGAUGGCGUGGCUGCAUUCCAUGGUGAGCACGCGAGAAGCCGACGUAACGGCACAUGAGGAUCUGGCAAAACUCAUGCGCAUUGACCGCAAGGACUUCCCUUCCAUGGACGCCUAUGGCAAGGAAGCGCUGAAUCUGUGGGCACGUAUCAGGCACUGCUGGCCGAGCAGCGCAAUUCUCAUCGCCGCGACGUCCAUCUUAGAGGGAAUGAAGCAGUAUAAUGAGCACGCGUACCAAGGCUGGAAACAUUUUCUAGUCAUGAAGAAGGGUAGUGUUUCCCAACAAGAUUUACUUGGCCUUGUAGCGGGGCUGAGGGACCGCCAGGAUACACAACAAACGACGAUUGAAAGCGUAGAUGCAAAUGCCGAAGCAGACGACAAAUCGAUAUAUAGCCACUCGAGCACCAACAUUUAA